CUUUCAUGAGUUGAACUAUAUACGAAUAUAUACGUCUUCUAAUAUUUUCGAACUGAUUUAUUUGGUUAAGAUGAUCGUUUUUUUACACAAUUAUUUAUUGAAAAGGGUUUUCCGAAUAUUAAAUUUGUUGUAGUUGUUUUUACAAUAAUUUAAAAUAUAAAUAUCAAAACAGGACGUGAGGCAGCAGUUCAUAGCGUAUACAUAAAGUGAAACGCAUCCCUAAAAAGGUUUUGACAGUUCAUGGUUACGGACGUUUGUGAAGUUUGGUUAAAUUAAAGAAUUUUAAUAAAACGGGCAUGGAAAAUACUUCAAAUAAGGAAGAACAAAACCAGGAUGAUUCAGAUUCUGAAAUACAUGAAGUAGAACCAAGGCUGAAAUAUGUUAGGAUGCGAAAUGCUUUGGAGCAUAUAUUGCAAAAUGAUGCAGCCAGUUGCAUUGCAGUGCAUCCCAAGUUUCUAUGUUUAGGCUCUCAUUGGGGCAUGAUACACCUUUUAGACCAUCAAGGAAAUAAUAUUGAGUCUAAAAGUCUACAAGCACAUACAGUUGCUGUCAAUCAGAUUUCUAUAGAUUAUAAUGGAGAUUUCAUUGCAUCUUGCAGUGAUGAUGGAAAAGUUUUUAUAUAUGGUCUUUAUAGUACUGAAAACAACCAUAAUAUAAAUAUGGGUAGAUUAGUUAAAAGUGUAGCUAUAGAUCCAAAUUAUUAUAAAAGUGGUAGUGGAAGAAGAUUUAUUACAGGAGACGAUAAAUUGGCUUUGUAUGAAAAAACUUUUUUGUCCAGAAUGAAAGUAACUGUAUUAUGUGAAGCAGAAGGUGGAGUACGAUCAGUGGCAUGGAUUGGACAUUUUGUAGCUUGGGCAUCUGAUACUGGUGUUAGGGUUUAUGAUUUAAAUGCUAGAUGUUCCCUAGGUCUCAUUAAAUGGUCUAGGUCUGCUGAUGCAUUACCAGAACAUUACCGGUGUAAUCUUCGAUGGUCAGAUGAUAGAACAUUAUUAAUUGGUUGGGUUGAUAUAGUACGUAUCUGUCAAAUUAGAAAACGAUCAAUACAAGAGAUGGUUAAUAGAGAUUUACCAGAAUACGUAGUAGAUCCAGUUUCAACGUUCCAAGUGGAUUUUUACAUUUCUGGUAUUGCUCCUUUAGAAAAUCAAUUAGUAUUAUUAGGCUGUUUGAAGGAAUUAGAUGAAAAUGGAAAGAGUCAACGACCAACGUUACACGUUGUUGAACCAAAAUAUCAGGAUUUUUCUGUUGUUUGUGCAAGUUCUCUUACACUUCGUGGCUACAAGGAAUAUAGUUGUAAUGAUUAUCAUUUAGACUGUUUGAAAGAAGAAAACAGGUUUUUUAUUGUAAGUCCAAAGGAUAUUGUUGUAGCUAGUUUAUAUGACGUUGAUGACAGAAUUGAAUGGCUCUUAAGUCAUGGAAAAUUUGAACAAGCAUUAGAAGCAGUAACAAUAAAUGAUGGACAAGAUUGUAAAAAAUACACUUUAGUUAACGUCGGCCGUGUAUAUUUAGAUCAUUUACUAGCUUGUGGAAAAUAUGAUGAAGCAGGGAAAUUGUGUUUGAAAAUUUUAGGAAAGGAUAAAAAAUUGUGGGAAGAAGAAGUAUAUAAAUUUGCAAGAGUUCAUCAAUUACGAUCAAUUUCAUCUUAUCUUCCAAGAGGUGAUGUGACGUUGGAUCCGUUAAUUUACGAAAUGGUUUUGUACGAAUAUUUGAAAAUGGAUCCUGACGGAUUUCUUCAACUAGUCAAAGAAUGGCCCCCCAAAUUAUAUAAAGUUACAGCUGUUGUGAAUGGAGUUCUAGAGCACCUUUUACUCCAUAAUCAACGGCAAAACGUGCUUUUAGAAGCUUUAGCCAUUUUAUAUAUUCACGAUGGAAAAUACGAUAAAGCAUUGGCUAUGUAUUUAAAGCUAAGACACAAAGAUGUGUUUCAGCUUAUUCAAAAAUAUCAAUUGUACAAUACUGUUUACGACAUGAUAGAAGGUUUAAUGGACUUAGAUGCAGAACGUGCUAUACAAUUUUUUUUAGAGAAAGACAACGUGCCAUCUGAUAUCGUUGUACAAAAGUUGCAGCAUAAUCAUCGGUAUUUAUAUUUGUAUUUAGAUGCAUUGGAUAAAAAGAAUACGAAAGAUUCAAAAGGCAAAUAUCAUGGAUUACUAGUCCGACUAUAUGCUGAUUACUCUCGAGAUAAAUUAUUACCACUUUUACGUCGUUCCGAUAACUAUCCAAUUCAACAAGCGUUAGAUAUUUGCAGUCAGCGACAAUUUUAUCCGGAAAUGGUAUAUUUGCUUGGUAGAAUUGGAAAUACUUCUGAAGCUUUAGCACUUAUGACGAGAGAAUUAAAUGAUAUAGAAAGUGCGAUCGCAUUCUGUCAAGAACACGAUGAUGAAGAAUUGUGGACCGAUUUGAUUAAUUAUUCUUUAGAUAAGCCCAAGGCCAUCACAUUUCUUCUUCAAAAAAUUGGUACAUACGUCGAUCCUAGACUUAUGGUACAAAAGAUAAACCCAACUUUAGAAAUUCCUGGAUUGAAGAAAGCUUUAGUUAAAAUGAUGUGUGAUUAUAAUCUUCAAGUUUCAGUACAAGAAGGUUGCAAAAAAAUUUUAUCUAUCGAUUAUUUUAAUUUACACGAAAGAUUGGUUAAGUGCCAUACAAAAGGAAUAUUUAUAGAUGAUGAUCAAAUGUGUGGAGCUUGCCAUAGGAAAAUAAUUAACCGAGGAAUUUAGUCGUAUUUUAUUGUAAACAUUCAUUUCACGAAGAUUGUUUACCCAACUUGGAAGUAGUGGAAAAUUGUGUUAUAUGUAACUCG
Megachile rotundata (alfalfa leafcutting bee) is the source of this 2797-nucleotide messenger RNA. It is a transcript of the gene lt, whose product is annotated as vacuolar protein sorting-associated protein light. The record is from RefSeq and is a predicted model, not a curated record. Gene Ontology annotation, molecular function: protein binding. Gene Ontology annotation, cellular component: HOPS complex; late endosome. Gene Ontology annotation, biological process: cellular response to starvation; vesicle-mediated transport; macroautophagy. Lineage: Eukaryota; Metazoa; Arthropoda; Insecta; Hymenoptera; Megachilidae.